UUCGUAUAUAUUACAUUUAACGUAGCGGCGGAGCUCACAUACAGAGUGUGCCCUAAAUUUUUGCCGGGGAAGAAUAAAAGUUUUCUUUUCGAAUUUGCGGCGAGGGUAUAGCGAUGUCGUACGACGAUGUAGAGAUAGAGGAUAUGGAGUGGAACGAAGAGAUUCAAGCGUACACGUAUCCUUGCCCCUGUGGCGAUUUGUUCCAGAUCACGAAGGAGGAUCUACGUCUAGGCGAGGAGAUCGCCAAUUGCCCGAGCUGCUCCCUCUAUAUCACCGUCAUCUACAACAUGGAGGAUUUUCAGAACGAUACGAAGAAGAAUAACGAACCCAAGAGUCGUCAAGCCGUCGCCGUCGCGUGAGAAUGAUCAUGUAUCAUGGGCUGGGCAAUUAUUGCAGAACGGCAGGAGAUAUUGUUCUUUUUUGCAAAAGUUUUGGAAACCAUAUUGGAAGCGUGUAUUAUGGGGUAUUAUUUAUUACAUUAACCGAAUAUAUAAGCAAGUAAACAGAAUGUGUUCUGUUGCUGAUCAUUGCCAAGGAUAGGUUUGUAAGUCUACAUUGCCUAUUUUAUUUGGGUGUUUGUAGUUCGAAAUUUUGAUGAAGCAGACUGAUAAGAAAA
Molecule: messenger RNA, 616 nt
Organism: Brassica oleracea var. oleracea
Lineage: Eukaryota; Viridiplantae; Streptophyta; Magnoliopsida; Brassicales; Brassicaceae
Product: diphthamide biosynthesis protein 3
Exons: 2
Coding region: 114-359 (81 amino acids)
Biological process (GO): tRNA wobble uridine modification; protein histidyl modification to diphthamide
Cellular component (GO): cytosol; nucleus
Molecular function (GO): metal ion binding
Source: RefSeq, a predicted model, not a curated record